Molecule: messenger RNA, 2231 nt
Organism: Tetranychus urticae (two-spotted spider mite)
Lineage: Eukaryota; Metazoa; Arthropoda; Arachnida; Trombidiformes; Tetranychidae
Product: phosphoglucomutase 3-like protein nst
Biological process (GO): UDP-N-acetylglucosamine biosynthetic process; carbohydrate metabolic process
Molecular function (GO): phosphoacetylglucosamine mutase activity; magnesium ion binding
Source: RefSeq, a predicted model, not a curated record
AUUACUCAUUUUUGUUGUAUUGCUGUAAACUUCUUACCACUUUUCUUGUCUGUUUCAAUUCAUUAUAUCGAAUUGCAUUAUCGUUGGACUAUCAUCGGCAUUUUAUAGCACAUACUAACCUCAAUAAUAUAAUCACUGUUUCUUAUCUACAACACUGUACAAAUUUACAAGUUUAUUAGGCUUCAUAUCAAAUUGCUACUCACCGUUGUACCAACGGCUUCAAAAUAUGUGUUCAUUGUCUUCACAGUUUCAAGCAUAUGCUAGCAAGCAUCCUAAAUCAAACCCAGACCAUGUAGAUUAUGGAACUUCUGGGCUACGAGCAAGGGCUGAGAUCCUUGAUUCUAUUGCAUUUAGAAUGGGCCUCAUUGCUGCAAUCAAAUCUAAAGUUAUGAAUGGACAAGCUAUUGGUUUGAUGAUCACUGCAUCCCACAACCCAGCUGAAGAUAAUGGAAUCAAAUUGAUUGACUGUACUGGAUCUAUGUUGGAAGAAUCAUGGGAACCUAUUUGUACUGAAUUAGCCAAUGAGUCAGAUGAGAAGUUGGAAGAUUCAGUUAAAAAUUUGAUCCUCAAGAUGAACAUGAAAGGUGAAGGUUUAGUUUUGAUGGGCAUGGAUACACGAGAUAGCUCAGAAAAGUUAGCCUUGUCAGCAGCUGAUGGAGUUAAAGCUAUGGAUACCUGUGUUCGUGAUCUUGGGCUUUUAACGACACCACAAUUACACUAUAUAGUUUAUGCUUACAACAAAAGUUUAGGUGAACCUACAGAAUCUGGUUAUUUCACCAAAUUUUCGGGUGCUUUUGCAAAUUUGUGCGCUUCGUUGAAAUCAACAGUUAAAAGUUACAAACCUUUGUUGAAUAUUGAUUGUGCUAACGGUGUUGGUGGAAUCAAAAUGAAACUCAUGAAAUCUUUAUUAGAACCUUAUUUGACAAUUAAUAUUCACAAUUCUGGAAACGGUGUGGUUAACCAUAAAUGCGGGUCUUUUUACGUCGAAACUGAUAUGAAAGAGCCAAUUGGUUGCUCGUGUAAACCAGGUGAACGAUGGGCAUCGUUUGAUGGGGAUGUUGAUAGAAUUAUUUAUUACUACAAAAGAGGUGACGAUAAUGGCGCCUUGAGAAUAUGUAAUGGUGAUAAGAUAGCCGCUUUAUUUUGCCUUUACGUCAAAGGAUUGUUAUCUGAUUGCAAACUUGAAGAUAAAUUGACUAUCCAAGUCGUCCAAACUGCUUAUUCAAAUGGCAAGACAACUCAGUUUCUCAGAAAUACUGUUGGUGUCAAUGUAGAGUAUACAGCCACUGGGGUUAAACAUCUGAUGCGUAAAGCUGCUGACUGUGAUAUUUCAAUAUUUUUCGAAUCUAAUGGUCAUGGUUCGAUUCUUUAUAAUGAUAAAGCUUACAACUUGGUUCAAAAUACUGUACGAACUGACUCAACAGGAUCUGCUAAACUAUUGCUUCAAGUUUUCGAUCUUAUGAAUCAGGCAACUGGUGAUGCAAUAUCAGAUUUUCUUCUGGUUGAAGCAAUUCUCAGAGCUAAAGAUUGGAACAUUGAAGAUUGGGAUGCAAUUUAUGAAACUUCUCCAUCAAGAUUGUUGAAAUUAAUUGUUCCAGAUCGCAAAUUUUUAAAGACUAAUGAUAUCGCAACAGUUGUUUUGGAACCAGCAGGAUUACAGGAUGAUUUAAAUCAAAUGAUUGCCACUUUUGGUGAAGACAGUCGUGUAAUUGUCCGACCCUCUGGAACUGAAGAUCUUGUCAGAGUCUAUGCAGAAUCUAAAACACAAGAAAAAGCUGAUCAACUGGCUGAAAAAGUCCGUGAACUUGUUGAAAAAUAUUCAAAAAAUCGAAAGAUUGAUUGAAUUCAUUAGGCCUGAAAAAUUGUGUGCUUUAAUAUAAUCAGUCAACGAUCUGGCGAUUAAUUUGAUCAAUUUUGAUAUUUUUAUAAGCAAUAAUUAAUCAAGUCAAACAAUUGAAAGCUUAUUCAUCAAUUUCAUUUGUUUAACUAACUUCUCUUUUAAUCUAAAAAGCAAUAUUUUCUAAUUUUACCCACAAAAACAAUCUUAUCAAUUACACCUCGUUUCCGAUUUAAAUGGCAAUCUUACAUUACCCUUUAUUAAUGUAACCAAACUGGCUCAAUCAAUUUCCAGCAUUUAAUCUCUAACUCAUGCGAUCUCUUUGUUAAUUUUAAUCAAAUCUAUUUAUUUUGAGAAAGGGAAACAAGAAUAAAAACAUUUUUGAAAAAGUGAA